UGUUCAAAACUCUGCAUGUUUUCCUAAUGCUGGCUUUUGUAUCUGAGAGAAAUUAGUAUCAUAUAAAUAUUUUAAUUACAGGCAUCUUUUCCUGACACGCAAACAGAAAUAGUCCUCUUCGGUCUCUAUAGAAUGAAAGCACCAAACUGUAAUGAUGAACGACAUGGAUUGGCCAAAACGCGUAGAGCGAUGAGAAAAGUAACGGGUAUCACGUGACAUCGUCGUCUACUUUAGUAUUGUAAUGUAAUGACACUGAAAAACUUUAAUAGAUAUUACAUUGAAAAAUAUAGAUUUAUAAUGUGAUUUUUAUUAUUUUUACUAUCGAGCCGUCAUACCUGACAAAUUACAGGGACAUUUCGAGUCACUAGGCUUUGUCUAUUUUGAGAAGUUCAUGUAUUUAUUAUUGUAAUUUAUACAUAACGCUUCUUUUUUGGCUUAUAUUGUUAAUUCUUACGAAAACGUAAUAAAAUAAGAUCAAAUAUAUCUACAAGAGUCAGGCGUAAUGUGUGGUGUUCGAGCGAGUCGUCAUGAUUCAGUCCAGGCGAGUCGAGCGCAGAUUGAAUCGUUUGUCAUUUCUGCAGUAUGGCGGAGGACAAGGAUCCGGUGACCCGACUGAAGGAUCUGGCUCAGCUCAAAGACCAGCUCGAGGAGAUCCAGAAGAAGGUGGAGAAUGAGGUUCAAGCUGGAAUCCCUCAGGGUGGCUCAGUUUUACAGUCUCCUUUGCUGAAAGGAUUCCUGGCCGGAUAUGUGAUUUCCAAACUGCGUUCCUCAGCCGUCCUGGGAGUGGCUUUGGGAACCUUGACGGGAAUCUACGCCGCUCAGAGUUAUCAGCAUCACAGCGGAGCUCCUUCCCUCCUGAACCAAACUCUUGAGUUAGAUCAAACCGUGUUUCGAGGUCUGUAUGUGAGGGUGGAUUUGGACCGUUUUGAUGAAAAGUGGGCGUUAUCUAGGACUGCAAAAUUAAUUGAAACAAUAUCUAAAUUACAAUAGAGCUUAGUAUGAUUAUCAAAUUGCAGUGGCUGCUUAUUAAUUUUAUUAAAUAUAUGUGAUGCGUGUUUCAGAGUGAAAUGUGGCACUGUGCUCAGUCCGUUUAACAUUUAAUGAACAAAAUUAAGACAUUCUUAAAUAUGAAUAUUGUAAUUUUACAGUUAUAAAAUCUUGCGUGAUAUUUUUCUUAUUAAAUACUCUCUUUUUUUAAAGUGCAAUUACAGUAAUAAUAGUUUUUGUUUCAUAUUUUUAUUUAGUAGUGAUAAUUUAGUUAAAAAAAAUUGUACAGCUGUACUUU
This is a messenger RNA of Carassius carassius (crucian carp), 1285 nucleotides long. Its product is annotated as SLC35A4 upstream open reading frame protein-like. NCBI's taxonomy places the organism in Eukaryota, Metazoa, Chordata, Actinopteri, Cypriniformes, Cyprinidae. The coding region runs from base 583 to 990 and encodes 135 amino acids. The transcript is spliced from 4 exons. The record is from RefSeq and is a predicted model, not a curated record.